Podospora pseudocomata is the source of this 720-nucleotide messenger RNA. RefSeq lists its product as uncharacterized. The transcript is spliced from 3 exons. Lineage: Eukaryota; Fungi; Ascomycota; Sordariomycetes; Sordariales; Podosporaceae. Bases 1 to 720 code for a protein of 239 amino acids. The record is from RefSeq and is a predicted model, not a curated record.
AUGCCAGGAGGAACGCAAUCUAAACCCCUCCAUCAGGUCUUGCCCGAGAUAGAGUAUCAAGACCGGGGCUCUCCUCUCGUUCCGCUCAGUUUGUCCUCGUUGUCAUUGUCUCAAAAUUCUGCGGAACACGGGCUGCUCGAUCUGGGCUUAAGAAGGCACAGGAACCCCUACCGAAGCCACCGUCUUCAAGGCAAACUACCCUCAUUCUCGUCCCCAUCCACCAUACGCCGCGCUAGCUCUGGAGACGCUUCACCGAUUCUUCUCUGUACGACCCCGCUGUGCCAUUUGGGCCACCGGCAACAGGCCCCCUUUUCUCCCUCAAGCCCGUGCGAAUCGAUCUCAAGCCACGACUCUAGGGUCAACAACGAUUUUCUCGACAUCGGCACGAUCUCAGAUCCUGCACUGAAAGCUCGCACGGCGUGCCUGCAUCAUCAGCACGACUCGAGAGAGGGCGUUUUCGAAACAAAGAAAGGGGCUCCUAUCGGUUGUCACAAGCGCCACUGGCUUCUAGAAAUACGCAAAGCCGUCUGGCAGAAGGGAAAGGCCCAGGCACGAGAUCAUCGCAGCGGCUCGUCCCGUUCUACCCUGCUCAGAAGCUCCGAACCCUACCCAGCGAGAUCGACCCGCCUUUCAGCGCCGCGCCGCAAACGCGAAGAGAAGAAGACCUUCUUGUCAGCAGCAAGACAUUGCUCCCCGCUGGAGCCGAGGCGUCUCGCAUGA